AUGGCACUUCGACUUGCUUCACGUAGACUGAGUCCAAUAAUCUCCUCAAUACGUCAUAGGAAAAUCGGGUCAGCCACUAAAUAUGUCCCUUUGUUUGAAACGGUUCAUAUGCCGGAGACUAAGGUGACUACUUUGGGAAGUAACGGUUUUCGGAUAGCUUCUGAGAACUGGAAUACUCCUACAUGCACGGUUGGCGUUUGGGUGGACGUUGGUAGUCGAUAUGAGACGGAAUCUAAUAAUGGUGUAGCUCAUUUCCUUGAGCACAUGGCUUUUAAGGGGACUGAAAAGAGGAGUCAACAGUCUUUAGAACUUGAAGUGGAAAACAAAGGUGCGCAUUUGAAUGCAUACACAUCUCGUGAGAUGACGGUGUAUUAUGCGAAAUGUUUUGUUGAGGAUCUACCUUGGGCGGUUGAAUUAUUAUCGGAUAUAUUAAAGAACAGCAAGUUUGAGAAUAGUCAGGUCGAACGUGAAAGAGGGGUCAUUUUACGGGAAAUGGAGGAAAUUGAGAGUAAUUACCAGGAGGUCGUCUUUGAUUACCUGCAUGCAACUGCUUAUCAAGGGACACCUCUUGGGAGAACGAUUCUUGGACCUGUAGAAAAUGUCAAAUCUUUGAAAGCCAGUGAUAUGAAGAAUUUUAUCAAACAGAACUAUAAAGCACCACGAAUGGUGCUCAGCGCUGCAGGAGGAGUCGACCAUAAGCAACUAUGCGACCUCGCGGAGAAACAUUUUGGCGAUCUCCAGGCAUCUUAUCAGGAAGGCGAAGGGGUACCAAGCAUACAACGCUGUCGUUUUACAGGCUCUGAGAUUCGUGACAGAGACGAUGCUAUGCCAGUAGCUCAUGCUGCGAUAGCGUUCGAGGGUCCGGGUUGGCAAAGUUCAGACACAUUAGCACUGAUGGUUGCAAGCAGUCUGCAUGGUGCUUGGGAUAGAAGCUAUGGGGGAGGAUUUAAUGUUGCCAGCAAGCUGGCCUCCAAGUUUUUUAUGGAAAAUUCGGUACACAGUUUCCAGCAUUUCUUUACUUGCUACCAUGAUACUUCUUUAUGGGGAGUUUACUUAACAGCAGAAAAGAUGGGUUUGGGUGAAUCUGUUGGAGAAUUCCUUAAAGAAUUUGUCCGUAUGUGUACUCAGGUUACUCAGCAUGAAAUCGACAGAGCGAAGAACCAAUUGAAAACACAUCUUCUUUUGCAGUUAGAUGGCACUACACCUAUUUGUGAAGAAAUUGGUCGGCACAUGUUGGUGUAUGGUCGUCGUAUACCUAUAACUGAAUUGCUAGCCAGAAUUGACGCGCUUAAUGCUGAACAUGUUAGGGAAACAUGCAUGAAGUACUUCUUUGAUAAAUGCCCUGCUGUCGCGUCCAUCGGUCCAGUGGAAACCAUGCUUGACUACAAUCGUAUUCGGGAUAAAACUUGGUGGCUUCUUCUAUAA
Molecule: messenger RNA, 1425 nt
Organism: Schistosoma guineensis
Lineage: Eukaryota; Metazoa; Platyhelminthes; Trematoda; Strigeidida; Schistosomatidae
Source: the annotation of a GenBank genome assembly